This is a messenger RNA of Vombatus ursinus (common wombat), 2122 nucleotides long. It is a transcript of the gene HEXIM2, whose product is annotated as HEXIM P-TEFb complex subunit 2. Gene Ontology annotation, cellular component: nucleoplasm; cytoplasm; nucleus. Bases 794 to 1948 code for a protein of 384 amino acids. Lineage: Eukaryota; Metazoa; Chordata; Mammalia; Diprotodontia; Vombatidae. The transcript is spliced from 3 exons. Gene Ontology annotation, molecular function: 7SK snRNA binding; cyclin-dependent protein serine/threonine kinase inhibitor activity. The record is from RefSeq and is a predicted model, not a curated record. Gene Ontology annotation, biological process: negative regulation of transcription by RNA polymerase II; negative regulation of cyclin-dependent protein serine/threonine kinase activity.
UUAGGUUACUUGAGUAUCAAAGCCACUGGAAUGAUUAAUUUCCCUGGUAAUGAGAAUUGAACAGAGCACUACAGGCUUAUCAGGCAGUUAACAAUCUAACACUAUUCACACACCAGUCACCCAGAAAAUCUUUCCCACUUUCAGGUUCUAACUUGGCAUCAAAUUAACUGUAACUUUUCAAAUAAAUAACCUGUUAUUUUAGAACAUCAAAUAUUACUGAUUUCUCUCUCUGUGCCAAGCUUUCAAGAUAAUCUUCUUUGCUUUUGCUAGUGAUGCCGUUAUCAAAGCUUUACUUUUUAGGCAGAUGAUGCAGUAGCAAUACAAUUAAAUCGGGACGGGGAGAGAGAAGACUGAAAGUUGGGUUUAUCAUGCAGUUGCCACAGGGAAGAGCUCAAAAUUCUAUUCUCCCUUAUGUGGCAGCAAAGGCUGGAUCAAGAUCACGCAAGCAAGAGAUCACUCCAGUGACAUAUAGUGCCGGGUAAAAAGCUCCUAGUAACAAUGAAACCGAUGCCACAAAAUACUUCCCAACCCACAACCCUACACCUUGUUUGGUAAAACGGAUUUCUUUAAUUUUAGAACUUUGCAUAGACUGGAUUGAAAUAAUUUUCUUCCCCCACCCCCACCCUCUACUCCUAAACCUUUCUCUAAGGGCUUUUGGGCCAAACGUUACGCUCAGAUUUCAAAAUGCAAACAGAUGUCCCAUUGCCCUAAGAAAACGGACAGCUACGCUUCAUUUCCUAGACGUGCCGGAGCUGGGUAUUUGGUUUUUGUCCCCAGUAUUUAAAAGGGGCGCAUGACCCCCUCCCCGACUUCACUUGUAGUUACAUGCGUGGGUGUCAGUUUGGGAAAGGAGGGUAUAAGGAAAUCAAACUACAGAGUCCUCCCCUACCCCUUCACCUCCCCUCCCCAAGCUGGUUCUAGGCAGAAAGGAGGACGAUGUUCUGAGAAAGCUGGCGCUGGCCGGGGAUGGAGGUCCUGCCCCGAGCGCGGUUGGAGAUCCCCCAAGCUUUGGGUUCCAGAAGCAAGGACCACCCUAGAGAAGCUUCUGCCCUCUGUUUUGAGAGAAAGGAGAGACAUCCUCCCCAUCACUACUCCCAAACCUCCUGAAAGUAGGAGCCUUCUUGAACCUGUGCUAACCUGGAGGAGACAAAGCCCCAGUGUACCAACCGAGCCUUCUGAUCCUGGUGGUUGUAGGCCCCUGACCCCUGGGAUGAACAGCCCAUUGGAGUGGAAGGAACCAGCAAGGACCAGCAAUGGCAGCAGUGGACAGAAUGGGAUAUCCCAGACUGAGAGCCCAGCUUGUGGUUCUGCCGAGGCACUAGGUCGGAGGAAACAUAGGCGCCGGUCUUCAAAACGCAGAAGGCACCGUUGGAGGCCCUACCUGGAGCUGAGCUGGGCAGAGAAGCAGCAGCGAGAUGACCAACAAAGCCAGCGAGCCUCCAGGGUUCGAGAGGAGAUGUUUGCCAAGGGGCAGGCUGUGGCCCCCUACAAUACCACUCAGUUCCUGAUGGAUGACCAUGACCUGGAGGAACCAGACCUCGGUAAUCCCCAGGGGGUACCCCACCAGGGUUCUGGAUGGGAAGAGGAAGAUGAGGAGGAAGGUGGGGGAACUGGGGACAUUGAUGAUCGAGGGAAGGCCCAGGGUGAAUUCCUCCAAAGAGAUUUCUCAGAAGCCUAUGAGCACUACUAUGUGGAGAGCCUGCAGGGCCGAAGUAAGGAAGAACUGGUACGGGACUACUUAGAGCUGGAGAAACGGCUCUCAUGGGCUGAGGAGGAGACCCGGCGACUGCAACAGCAGCGAAACCCCUCGGGUCCUCAUCCCUGUUACCGGGCCCAGGAACUGGCAGCUGAAGUGGAGCGACUGAAAAUGGAGAACCAGAGGCUUCGACGGGAGAACGAAAUGUGGGGCCAAGAGGGCGAUAGCCCGAGAGAGAAUCUGGGCACCUGAGGGAGCCCUUUCCUAACCUCUCCCCAACCCCCCCCCCCAGGUAGCACACUAGAGGCUUUCUAGCAAAUGUAGGAGGGUGGGGCAAGGAGAAGGCACGCUUUCUGUACUCAUUUCACCUGCCCAACACUGCAUCCAAGGAGAGUUGCACCAUCUGUGUUCCUGAGAAGCCCUGCU